This is a messenger RNA of Racocetra persica, 155 nucleotides long. The record is from the annotation of a GenBank genome assembly. Lineage: Eukaryota; Fungi; Glomeromycota; Glomeromycetes; Diversisporales; Gigasporaceae.
UAAAAAUGAAUCUUAUUUCAAAAUACCGUAAAGCACCCGAUACUCUUGAAAACAAUUUUUGUAUUGUGUCCAUGUACUUUAAGGAACAUUUUAUAGCAAAUUAUAACUUUGGUGAUACAAAUAAUGGUUUCAUAAUAUUGAAUAAAAAUAUUUAA